AUGGCUAGAGCUCGAAGGGUUGGUAUUAAAAUAAGAUCUAUACCUGCUAUUAAUUCUAUAUGUGAUACAGCAUUCAGAUGGGUUGAUAGUGAGAAAUGUCGAUAUAUUGAUUUACAACAGAAUAGGACUGCAUUAUCAUUCGUAUUCCAACAGGUAUCUGAGCCUAUUGUAAAGGUAGAUACACUACAGGAAGUUAGUAAUGAGAAAAGUCGGCUUGCUAUAUUCGAUGAUUAUGAAUUCUUCGAUAAAGCAGGGGAAGGUGCAUUUGGUAAGGUAUUAGUUGUACGCCAUAAGAUAACUAAACAUGUGAGAGCAUGCAAGGCUAUGGGGUUACAUUCAUCACAACAAAGGGAUCUUAUACAAACAGAGAUUGAUUUAUUAAAAUCAUUGGAUCAUCCUAAUAUACUAAAGUUAUUUGAGACCUAUGUUGAUGGUUCUAAUAUGUAUUUAAUAAUGGAAUUAUGUGAAGGGGGAUCACUACAGAAUAGAAUAGAUUAUCAUUAUGAGAGAUUACAUAGUCCAAUGACUGAAGGACAAGUCGCGAUGUAUAUGCAACAAAUAUUAUCAGCAAUAGCCUAUUGUCACAAACAGGGUAUAUUACAUAGAGAUCUUAAACCUGAGAAUAUACUAUUUGUUAAUCGUACCAGGGAAUCCCCUUUGAAGAUAAUUGAUUUCGGAUUAAGUUGUACAUUGGAACAACUUGAGCUUGUUAUGCAAAGAGCUGGUACACCACACUUUAUGUCACCAGAGAUGAUACAAGGAGAUUAUAAUGAAUUAACAGAUGUCUGGAGUAUAGGAGUUAUACUAUAUGAGCUGUUAACUGGGGUGCAUCCAUUCUAUAUACCAAAUGUUGAUGAUGAUCAGACAGUUAAGGCUAAGAUACUCAAACGAGAAGUAGAAUAUCCACCACAUUUAUGGGAUAGAUUAUCAGCUGAUGCUAAAGAUUUAUGUAAGAAGUUAUUAAAUAAACAAUGGAGGAACAAUGUACCCAAAGGGAGAUUAUCAGCAGCUGAGGCAUUAAAACAUAAGUGGUUUCUUGAUCCAUUAAAACCACAAUUACAUGGUCAUCAAUCACAAUUGACAAUAUCUGUAUUUGAAGGAUUAAAAAACUAUCAUUCUCAUAAUAAGCUUAAACAAGCUGUAUUACAGUUACUGGCUAAAGAGCUUACUGAAUUCCAAAUACAAGAUAUGCGUAAGAAGUUUAUGGCAGUAGAUAGAGAUGGUGAUGGAUUUAUUGAUGCUAAUGAAUUGGUACAAGGUAUGCAACAGUUGGGCUAUCCAGUAGAUCCACAUGAUGUAGAUGAGAUUAUGUCAUCAUUAGGAAGAUCAGGAGAGGAUACUAUUGGGUACAAUGAGUUUAUAGCAGCCAUGAGUGAACAUAGGAUUAAAUUUGAUACACUACAAUUACAAGAAGUAUUCAAACGUCUUGAUGUGUUUCAUACAGGAGAGAUAACUCUACAAGGUUUAAAGGAGGUAUUGAAACAUGAAGGUAUGGCAUCUAAUGCUGAUGGAAGUGCUGUUACUGAUGAUGAUUUAGUUGGAAUAUUUAAAGAUGCUGCUUAUACUCUGCUAAAACAAGUCGAUAGUCACUCCUUCAAAUCACCAAAGUAA
Molecule: messenger RNA, 1611 nt
Organism: Perkinsus marinus ATCC 50983
Lineage: Eukaryota; Perkinsozoa; Perkinsida; Perkinsidae
Product: Calcium-dependent protein kinase, putative
Exons: 17
Coding region: 1-1611 (536 amino acids)
Biological process (GO): protein autophosphorylation; intracellular signal transduction; peptidyl-serine phosphorylation
Cellular component (GO): cytoplasm; nucleus
Molecular function (GO): calcium/calmodulin-dependent protein kinase activity; calcium ion binding; calmodulin binding
Source: RefSeq, a predicted model, not a curated record